Solenopsis invicta (red fire ant) is the source of this 4324-nucleotide messenger RNA. RefSeq names its product CUE domain-containing protein 2. Bases 138 to 1016 code for a protein of 292 amino acids. The transcript is spliced from 5 exons. Lineage: Eukaryota; Metazoa; Arthropoda; Insecta; Hymenoptera; Formicidae. The record is from RefSeq and is a predicted model, not a curated record.
CGCCACGCGUCCAUCCCUCCCCUCGGCAAACUGUCAAAUCGACGAGCGUUGUUUGUAUACGAAAUUAAUCUCGGGUGUUUGGCGUCGCUCACAGAUCCGAGUGUACUCCGAUCGAGGUAGCCUGGUUCAGGGUCAGGAUGAAUCGUACGAUGGAUGAGAAGGAGGAGCUGGUGAAGAAGGCCUUAUUUAGUUUCGUUAGGAAGCAGGUGCCAACUGCUCAACUGAGCUUAAUAGACGACAUUGUGCUCAGUUAUGUAGUGAGUAUUGUGGAAGAAAGCGCAUUAGAGGAGAACCUAGACGUAGACGGACUGUGCGAAAUGGUAUCCGCCUGCCUUCCUGAGUUUUCUACUAUCGAAAAAGAGGCUGUGUCAAAGUGGUUGCUCGACGUUGAGAGUAAACUGAAACAAGAUACUAAGGAGAAUGAGAAUUGCCAAUCUCAUAGCGAUCCGCUAGAUCACUUCAGCCUGACCGCUCUUUUGCCGGCCGGCGCGCAAAGAAUGCGAGUCCAUCAUCUCUCGGAAACGAGUGAUGCUGGAAGUGAUUCUAGCGGAGAAUACUUUUCGGAAGUAAGAGAGACACCGGAAUCCUCCUGGAAUCAGGUAGCCUUGCUGCAAGAAAUGUUUCCAGCGGCGAGUCCUGCCGAAGCAAGGCACUGUUUAGCAGUGGCUGGGGGCGAUAUAGCGAAGGCCGCGCAACUUGCGUUACAUCGUCAGGAGGCGGGUCAAAGCAUCGUCAGCAACCUUACGUUUCUAACGCCCAAUGGUCGUAACAAGGCGAGGCUGAAUGACGAAGAGUUGAAGUCUCGUAUCAUAGCGCGGUACAGUUAUGUCGACAGGGACGAUGAUUGCCGCGAGCAUCGCCCGGUCGCGCCGAAAACGGAGCCCAAGAAGUUGGUACGAUACCUCGACAAUAAGAUCGUAAGUGUAAAGGGUGAACGUUACACGGAAGUGCGAAGGGGCGGCGAGGAUGAGGACGGUAACGAAGGUAAUAGGAAGAGGGGCCAUUGCCGUCCGUAACCAGUCCCUUUGCCUCCACCCCCUGAUCCACCCCCUUGGAGGCAUCUGAGAGAUUUUCAAUUAAACUUUUAACUUAGAUCAUUUCCAUCUUACUCGUAUAUAAAAAUAUAGACGAAAUAUCGAAUUUAAAAGGCAUUUGCAUUUCCGCUGGCGUUUCAUUUUCACGUAAUGCAGCCUGUACAACUCUCGGAAUCUCUAUCGUGUAAUAUUAAUUUAGCGUCAUUAUAUGGCUAUAGUAAUAGUCAGUUUUUUUUACGUUAUUCUUUUGAAUCUAUUCGCGAGUAAUCUUUUAAUGAAUAUCUCUGAUAUUUUAUUUUAUAAUAAAGAUUGUAUCUUUAUGAUCGAGCGUGCAAUGGCCGUUUUAAGUAAAUAUUCAUAGUUUAAAUACGGUGAUUUAAGACUACAGCGGAAUUAUACAUGCAUUAGUGAUUGCUGUUAGUAUCAAGAUAUAGUUACUAAAGCCUUGUGAAGAACAACUUCAGCAUGUAUAAUAAAUUGAUCAUGAUUUAUUAUUUAAAAUUAAGGCAUUUCUCAGCUUCCAUAGUCAAAUAUUCUUUUACAAAGUAUUUAUCCAACUCGUUAUUAAUUUUACAUAAUUAAGAUUUCGAUUAUAAAAGAGAUACAUAUUUAGAGCAUAAUUAUUUGCGAAUUGUUAUGUAAAAAAACAUAAAUAAUGUUAUUAUUUAAGCGAGCUGGCUAUUGUAAACUCGGCAUUUGACUUAAUAUCCAUUCCUCUUAUUCUACUUUGAUCAUAGUCAUGUUACAUUUUGCAAGUUUAUUUAUUUUAUAUAGAUAUAAGAAUCCUUUUUUCACAUGAUCCUUCAGAGACAGAACAUCUAAAUUUCUUGAUCAACGAUUUAUUAUUUUUUUACAUAGAAAAUAUUUUUCUUACUAUUGCAUAAAAUCGCUGUGUACAAGUGGUGUACACAGCGAUUUUAUGUAGCUUGUAUGUUAAAAUGGCAAGAACGUCCAAUCCUAAUCCAUAGACCUUAUAAAUAUGGACUGGCAAUACAAGCAAGAUCGUGCCCGUUUUUCUCUUUUUACAAAGAGAAGGAAGUGUAUUUGAAAGUAUAUUUCACAUAUUAUACAUUGAUAAUAUUCUGAUUAGUGUAUACAUUUUCACUGAUAUGAGCAAUGUAUACUCCAACACUUUCAGAAAAAGAAGCUACUAAAAUGUACGUUUCUCUUUCUAACUUUCUCCGGACACUGUUUCAUUGCAGAAAAUAUAGCAAUUGCCAGCUAUAUUUAUAAGUUGAAAAGAAUUAAGCUCGAAAGAAUUAAAUCAGAAAUAUAACGAAAUAAUGCUAAUACGAGUUAACACAGAAUGUUCGUUUGUAUAUAAUAAUUUUUAUUAUUACAAGGGUGAUUUUUAUUAUAAAGAUAAGGGGAAGAUCUUAUAGAUGCUUGUUAGCAUAAACUAUUAAAUUGCUCAUCAAUUCAAGGCAUGUUACAUCGCAGAUUUCGGCUUCACGUAAUGGCUUGUGUUUUAAAGACCGACAAAGUAUUCGUCGCGCAGUUGAAGAUUGUAAUAAUAAAAUCAUUAUAUACACACGAGUGUCAAUUCGUAUUAUUUUGCAUUGUUGGUAUUAUUUCGUUAUAUUUUUGACAUAUUUAUAAGGUCUCUGGCUUUACCUCAGUUUUUGAUAUUUUUAAAUCUAAUAAAUAAUAUAAUGUAUUAAUAAUGUUGUAAAAUAUAUUGCGUAAUAUUACUUGAAUGAUAAUUUAAAUGCUCUGUUUCUGGUGGAAUGCUGUACAUAUAUAGCGCGUCGAGUAGAAUUAUUUAAUUACAUUAUGACUUUGUAAAUGUGUGCGAAGAACUUUUAAUGUUGCGAUUGUUUUAUUUAUGUUAAUGCGAAAAAUAUUGUUUUUUAUUUUACGUCUACAUUAAUAGCGGAAUGACGAGCGAACGAGAGGUGUGAUGAUGAAAAUAUACCUGAAAUGUAUUUAGUCAAAUAGCAGCAUUGUCGUGUAGCAAACUGAUCCUUUUUCAACUGCACUAUAUAGGAAAAUGUACUAUAUAUAUAUUAGACGAUAAAGCAAGAAUUUUUAUCCGCACGUUUAUUCAGGAGUCCAGAAAUAAUUGUUCGACAAUUUAGUAAGUCAAUAUUAUUCUAGUGAUGUAAGGGACGAUUGCCGCGAACAAGAAUGUACGUAUAAUUAUCGUUUGUCGAAUAAUCAAAAUCGAAAGGAAUAUAAAUUGUAAAAAUUAUUUGACAAGUGCAUCUCUGUAGUAUCACGCAUCUGUGUCAAAUGAAAUUGAGAUCAUUGCCGAAUGAUUACAGAGAAUUGUAGAUUUCGAAUGAUAUAUUGUAGUAUACGUACUUAGAUGAACGCGAAGAUAUUCGCUAAAGAAUAUUCACUCUUCUAGGGAGAAAGUCUGCUUAAAACCGCCAUACGAUUUGCCAGUAUUAUUAUCCUAUUAUUGCCGCUGUCGCGCAGACUUUGAGGUGUAGCACAAAUAUAAUCAUUAAAGCGUUAGAAAAUCAUGUAUAGAAUGAUGUAAACUCAUUAUUUCAGAAUUCGUAUCUUGACGGUGUUCGUAUAGAUAGACGGAAUUGUGAUUGCUUCCGAGCGCUGUAACUGCAAUUUAAAUCAAGAUAUUUGUUCAGUAUAGAAUUUUCUUUGCUUUAAUAUUACAAACGGUUGUAAUUAUUUUACAAAUCAAAGAAUUGAUUUGUACUAUACUUGCUUAAAAAUAUUAACCGAAAUAAAGGGGGAAACGUAAAAAAAUUUGUAAAAUUAUUUGUUUAAAUGGCCAUGAGUUCGAAUUUUUAAUUCUCUCUUUUUGCUAAUCGAUUUUUUAACGAUAGGUGAAAACCUCGUAAAUAUAUGAAUAUAUUGACAUAUACAAAUGUCUUAUAAUGGGCCAAGUCUUGCCAUAGAUAAUUACAGAUUACAUAUGAAUCAUGCUACUAUUGAUAAUUAUGUAUCAAUUAUUGAUAAUUGAAAUUUAUUGAAUACAGUUUUGCUGAAAACUGAAUAUAUUGCCGAUUAAAUCUGAACUAUACCAACACUACCUAUAAAUGUUAGGCAUGAUUCGAUAAGGCUGCUAAAAGGAUACAGUGAAAAAAAAUAGAAAGUAAAAUAAAAUGGAUUACUUUAGCUUUAAGCGAAUUUUUUCCAUGUGUCCUUCUGUGUUGCAUAUAAAUAAGCACUGUGACUAAUUUUUAACUCGUUAUAGAUGUAAACUUUUCAAGUUGUGUGAAAGUAAGAUAAUGUAAUAAUGAUUGUAAUUAUAAUUGUACUUGCCUUUUAAUAUACUCUCAUCACGUCAUGUCUAAAUCGCAAUUAAAAAUGUUGAUAACACA